This is a messenger RNA of Rhagoletis pomonella (apple maggot), 612 nucleotides long. RefSeq lists its product as uncharacterized. Lineage: Eukaryota; Metazoa; Arthropoda; Insecta; Diptera; Tephritidae. The record is from RefSeq and is a predicted model, not a curated record. The transcript is spliced from 3 exons. The annotation marks the transcript as partial.
AUGGAGCCUAUCGCAAGUGCCAUCGACUUUUUGCAGGCAGAUCAACAUAUGUACUUCGGCUACUUCAUUGCUGCCCUAAUAUCUUUGAAAAUCAAACUAACUAAAUUUCAAGAAAGCUUUGAAAUACGUGAGCUUGGUUCUGUUUGCAGCGAACUGGUAGAUUGUCUACACAAGAGAUUUCAAAAAUUUUUUGAAGGAGAUGAAGAGGCAAACUUGGCCAUCAUAGCGGCGAUGUCAUGUCCAGCUGUCAAGCUCCGAUUUUUGUCAGUGCUGCAGCGAACAGCACCCCACUUAACUGUGGAUGUUUUAAAAAAUUUAUUUAUUGAGCACGCUGCUCAGUUCAUUCCCAAAUCAACCAACCUAGCGAUACAAACAACAAAAACUUUAGAACCAUCUGACUCGUUUUUGGAGUUUGAAGAUGCAAGCAUAGGGGUACCCGAAACGACUGAGCAGGAGGAGAUUCGAAGGCAGCUUGAAACUUAUUUGGUAGAUCCUAAUACUUCUCUCAACUGCCUGGAGAAUUACAAAAUUAUUAGGGAGGUGUUCCUUAAAUUUAACACUCCGAUUCCGUCCUCUGCUCCUGUAGAGCGCCUAUUUUCUUUUGCAGGGAUA